AAAAGAUUCCUCCCAGUGAGUUUUUAAUAAAUUCUUUGAUGUUUGAAAAUGUUCAAAUUUGUGCCUGUGCCAUGUUCAUUGGUGGUAAUGAAUGACUGGGCCGUGUUUAUCUUCUGCACAUAGUUUUUUCUAUUAUUCUAAAUAAUUUCACAACUUUCAUUUUACCCAAUAUGGCUUUGUUCCUGUUUUUAUUUUGUCCUCCCUAGUAGUUUUUUAUAUAUAUAUAUUUGUACUUCUUCUUUAGCAUUCUGCCAAGGCAUGAUGUUGCUGCUGUAUAAACUUUCCUUCCACUGAAAGCAACUUCUCCUAGUAUUCUCUCCACUGAGGGCAGACUGCUGCUUCUCAUUUGACAGAGAGUAUCCUGAUUUACUCUUAAUUUGACAGAGAGUAUCCUGAUUUACUCUUAAUUUCUCUUUCAUGAGCCUGAGAAUGUAUCUGUGUCUCUGUCAACUAAGCAUUGCUUCUACCCUCUUUAUCAUCAACAGUGCUGCCAAAGAUAACAACGCACACAGAGGAUUAUCUGUGUUGUCAUGUGGAACAUUCAGUCUUUUAUCAACAGCAGCCAGAGAUUCUAAUCAGUACUGUGUAAUAUCAGAAGGGUUCAAAUAAUUUUUAAAUUCAUCUUAUUAAACUGUCACAUUCUCGCUUAUGAACCUCAAGAGACAAUGCUUCUUUCUUUAAUUAAAAGAAAAGUUUAUUAUCUAUAUAUUUUUCAUUUCAAACAAUAUGAUUCAUUUACAGAUGAAUCUCUUUGUUAAUCUUUGUCAGUGUUCAUACAUGUACUGUAGCACUUCUUGCACCCUGACAGGAACUGAGAAGUGAGCACCCACACAGGAAGUGUGGUCAAGGUCUGUCCCGGAUGUUGGUUGCAUGAUGUGAAUAGAAUAUGAAGAUAGACAGAGAAGUACAGACAGAAAAAGACAGAGAGGAAGAAAACGAAGAUCUUGAAUGACGCCACUGGAGGUUGUAACAUGCUUCAAUGACAUUUAUGGGAUCUUAUAAAAUGAUCGUCACUCAUGCUGCAGAGGAGGACAUUUUGUAGCAAGAUAUCAUUUACAGCACCAACAUCGUUCACUGAGAUACAUGCUAAUGGAGGAGGAAAAUGUGUGCUCCUCUCUCCCGGUUAUCACAGACUCAGUCCUUCAAGAGCCUCAGCAAGAUUCAUGGACUUCUAUUGAGCACCAGCACAUCAAUGGAGAGCAGCCGGCCAUUGUGUGGGGCGAGACGGAAGUACAGAUAGACGAGGCACAUGGAGCAGAUCAGCUCAGUCUCUCCCCAAAGGCAGGACAAGACCCUCCUGAGGAAGCAGAGCAGUGGGAGCAAAUAGUAUGGCCGGUUCGCCCCAUGACCUGUACCAGUCCCCUGAUUUCGUUUGCCACAGUGCAGUGGGACAUGCCUGACCCCACCCCAGGGACGUCUUCAUUCACUAUUGACAGCAGUGUGGCCAAUGAGCUGGACUCUGGCGGCAUCACGAGCAUAGACACCACACCCCUGUCAAAUCACCAAUCUCAAGAUGUUAAUGCAGAGCUUUUCAUACAGGACGUCGGAGAGGAAGAAGAUGGGUUUGAGUCUCGGCUUCUGAACUCAAAUCUAGAGGGGACAGAAAGCGGCUCUGAGCCAUGUGACGCUGCAGAUGUGCAAGAGCCAACAGCACAGGAAAAGGAAGAUUCAACUCAUGAGCUGUUAGACAGUAAUAAUGAAAUCCCACUAAGGACAGACGCAGAGGCAGAGGAGGGACACUCAGCAACCUCAGAUCCUGUUGAAACUGUGGACAUAAUCGAUAUUCUUGAAGAGAUUGAUGGCUCAGAAGAUGAGGCAGACAGUUUUGUUGAUUUAAAACUAGAGGAGGAACAGGAGGAGCCCGGUGUUCUGCUGACUGGACAGGGCGAGUCAGAGGAAGAUCAAACAUCAACAAAUGUUGCUGAGACUGAAGAGGAGAUUGAGGAGGGAGGCAAGGUAGAAGAGGAGCAGAACGUGACAAACCUGUCCUGUACUGAAGAAAGUGAAGAGGCAAAAACUCACAGUUGUCUGGGUGAUAUUGAGGCUCCUGCAGAGCCACUACAAACUGACAAUACUGGAACAGCUGGAAACCCAGAUAAGCUACUUGAUCUGCAACAGUCAGAGCUUUUGGAGGAAAGGCAGCACUUAGGGAGCCAGGAGAACUUAGAAUUACUAGAACGGUUACAUGAAGAUCCCGCAGAACAAACUGAAGAGUCAGAAAUGUGCAAAGAUGUAGGUCAGAACUUGGACCCUGAACAGUCAGAGGCUGCACACAAUAACGAAGAACCAUUUAUCCAGGUGGCAGAUAAUGUAGAGAGGAUAGAGGACACACAAGAGAUACUGCAGCUGACUGAAAAACUGGAGGAGACGAGUUCUUUACAGGAUCAAGAUUGUGACCAAACAACUUCACAGCAGCUGUCACCGCAGCCCGAACACUCUGAGCCUGAGCAGCUUGAGAUGACCGAAGAGCCAGAGCAGAUCCAAGCAGAGGUGACGCAUCAAGCAGAGGAACGACACUCUGAAGACCAAUUGGGGCAGCCGCAACAUCUGGAGCACUUACUGCAGAUGGAACUGACAGAAGAGUCAACCCAUCCUGAAAAUGCCGACCUGCUAGAGGAGUCUACUCCGUCAGAGCAGACAGUUUGUGUCGAAGCUGAAGACCCCGGAGUGGCAGAGCAGCAAGAACAGACGGAGCCAUCAGUGCAGAAUGAGCAAACGACCGACUCAUCGCAGCUCACACUCUCUGAGCAGCUCGUACGACCAGAGGAGACAGAUGAGUCGGAAAUAACAGAGCAGGUGUCUGCUGAGACUGAGGUCACACAGCAGACAGCAGAGACCGAGUUCAGUCAGGUGGACGAACAGGCUGAGACGUCACAUCAGGCUGAAGAAGUCGGAGGUAGUGAGGAUGGAUCUGUGCAAACAGUUGUAGCCAACGGAAUGCAACCCAAGCCCCCUGAGAUGGCAGUGCCUCUUACGAACGGAGGCGAGGUGGACAGAGAGAUGGCCCACCGCCUCGCUGAGCGGCUGUAUAACUUGGAUGGGAUCCAGCGUGUGGAUGUGGUGAAGCACUUAGACAAAGACCAUGACUUCAGUCGUGCAGUCGGGGAGGAAUACCUGAAAUUCUUCGACUUCACUGGGCAGACUCUGGAUCACUCCCUGAGAUCUUUCUUGAAAGUGGUGCUGCUGAUCGGAGAGACCCAGGAGAGAGAGCGCGUGCUGCAGCAUUUCGCCUGCCGCUUCCAUGAGUGCAACCCCGACUCCUUCUCCACUUCAGGGGCUGUGUUGGCUCUAACAUGUGCUUUGAUGCUUCUCAACACUGACUUGCACGGACAGAAUGUGGGAAAAUCCAUGUCCUCGUCUAAGUUUGUGUCCAACCUGGAUGGGAUGAAUGAAGGAGAAAACUUCAGCAAGGAUCUCUUGAAAAGUCUUUACAACUCCAUAAAGAGUGAGGCUCUGGAGUGGGCUGUUGAUGAGGAGGAACUGAAGAGCUGCGUGUUGGCGGACGAAGAUGCCGCAGAUGAUGCGCCGCUGCGUUCAAAAGCCAACCCCUUCCAGGAUGUUCCUCAUGACAAAAAGGCCUCUGUGAUCAAAGAGGGAUUCCUCCAGAGGAAGCUUCAUGCGGACAUUGAUGGCAAACGCACUCCUUGGGGGAAGAGAGGCUGGAAGACUUUCUAUGGAGUGCUGAGGGGAAUGGUCCUUUACUUACAGAAGGAUGAUUACAGGAGGGAUCAGCCGACUAACGAGGAGGUGGUGAGUGUGCACCACUCUUUGGCCGAGCAGGCAGCCGACUACACCAAGAGGCCGCACGUCUUCCGUCUGCAGACGGCUGACUGGAGGGUUUUCCUCUUUCAGGCCUCAUCCAAAGUGGAGAUGAAUUCAUGGAUCAGCCGCAUCAACCUGGUUUCGGCUCUUCACUCCUCGCCUCCGUUCCCCGCCGCCGUUGGCUCUCAGAGGAGGUUCUUCAGGCCGAUCCUCCCCGCCUCGCAGUCUGCUCACACUCUGGAGCGUCAGCUGCAGUCUCACUCAGGAAUGCUGGAGUCCUUCAAGGCAGACCUGUCGUACCUGCAGCAAGACCUACCAGAGGGCAAAAAAGCCAAAGCCAAGGAGCUGGAGGAGCAUCGCGUCAGAGCAGAGUACCUGCAGCACGAGAUGUGCCGCUAUAAGAUCUACAUCCAGGUGCUGGAGGCCUGGAAAAGUGUGAAGAAGACAGGCGACGGUGCGUUGAGCGUCGCAAACCUGACCCUGUUUGACAAAGCUGUGUGUGCAGACUCUGUUGGGGAGGAGGAGGAGGAAGAAGGGCUGAAGAAGUCUCACUCCAGCCCUUCUCUGGAGCUGGAGAUGCCUCCUCCAACAGUGAUCAAAGUCAGACGCAACAUCUCAGAAAGGCGGACUUAUCGCAAGACCAUCAUUCCCCGAUGGAAUAAAGAGGCCUGACAGGUGUUUCACCCAGAGAUAAUACGACCACUUAAAGGCCCUUUAAAAUGCGGAUGUAUAGUUUUUGGUGGGCCUUCAGUCUUUUAGUUUUUUGGAAGCACAUAUCUGGAAUCUGCCUCAGCAAAAUAUUGUUUUAUUUUCGAGUUCUUCUGCAGUUUUAUCUUUUGCACUUUUCCAAAAAUAAACCUCAGGGAAUCCCUGAGCCUCAGUGUCUCUCGGGAUAGAGGGUGUGGGGUGGCGCCUCAUUUAUUUGUUGAGUUAUUUAGUUUUGAGUGUUAACUUUGGCCUGUAAUCGUACCCAGAGUAGUACAAAGUUAGUGAAACCUUGCUGUCAUUUAUUUCACUUUGGGCAAAAAUGUGCCUUUUAACUGUCAACCGCUAGAGGGUGCUAUAGUACAGCACAUCUCCGAGUGACUGUAGGGGGGGCAGGAUGGCCUUCAGGUAGUUUUAAACGUUUUUUGAAGGAUCCCAAUUGCACUUUUAUUCUUUUUUAUAUUGUGUACAAGAUGUUGAUUUGUUUUCUGUGAGUAUUCAUGAAGUUUGUGUCACUGUUACAUUUUUUUUUUCCAAAUGAAGGGUUCAUGUCCAAAAUGUUGUUUUUCUCUGUGGGGAAAAAAUAAAAAUGUUACUUCCAAUCAUCA
Messenger RNA from Chelmon rostratus (copperband butterflyfish), 5075 nucleotides. Its product is annotated as PH and SEC7 domain-containing protein 3. Gene Ontology annotation, molecular function: phospholipid binding; guanyl-nucleotide exchange factor activity; protein binding. The record is from RefSeq and is a predicted model, not a curated record. Gene Ontology annotation, biological process: regulation of ARF protein signal transduction. The transcript has 16 exons. Bases 1084 to 4434 code for a protein of 1116 amino acids. NCBI's taxonomy places the organism in Eukaryota, Metazoa, Chordata, Actinopteri, Chaetodontiformes, Chaetodontidae.